Chlorella variabilis is the source of this 1722-nucleotide messenger RNA. RefSeq lists its product as hypothetical. The record is from RefSeq and is a predicted model, not a curated record. Bases 1 to 1722 code for a protein of 573 amino acids. Gene Ontology annotation, molecular function: protein binding. The transcript has 6 exons. Lineage: Eukaryota; Viridiplantae; Chlorophyta; Trebouxiophyceae; Chlorellales; Chlorellaceae.
AUGGGGCCGGCAGCAGCGGAGGCGAUUGAUGGUAGCAGUGCUGGGUUUCAAAGCUGCGUGGGUGCCAGCUGGGAGCCGUUCGGCGCUCACGAGGAACUCAGAGAGGCGCGGCGGGAGGCGGAGGCCCGCGCGCCAGCCUCCAAGCGGCAGCGCCUAGACGCCGACGGCGGGCCGGAGCCGCCCUCGCCGCGGCUGCAGGGCGAGGUGGCGGCCUGGGUGGAGGCGCUGGAUGAGGCCAGCCGCGUGGACCUGUUUGAGAAGGCGCUGUUCAGCCUGCUCAAGGAAGUGAUCCGCGGGCGGCCCGCGCUGCGGGACGAGCUGCUGACGGCCUACGUGACGCGCCACCCAGCCUCCGAUGAGCGCGACCCCGCUGCCUACUCCUUCACCGACGACUUCCUCCUGGAGGCUGUGGACGACUUUGAGUCGCGGGAGGAGAUGUGGGAGGUGCUGGGCAAAGGCAACGGCGGCGCGGUGGCGGGCGUCGUCACCGUGGCGGCCCGCCUCGACCGCCGCUACUGCGGCCAGCUGCAGGCGCUGGCGCUGCUGAGCCGCGCGCGGCGCCUGCUGGCGGCGGCCGACGCCGGCGCAGAGAGCGCUGCAGGUGCCGGCGAGGAGCAGGGCGGGGCCGCGGAGGCGGGGCAGCGCCUGGUGGAGCUGCUGAGGCGGGAGGAGGGGCUGGCGGCGGCGCGGGACAUGGAUGGGCGCAGCCUGUGGCACAACCUGGUCGCCGGGGGGCACCUGCAGCUGCUGCGCCAGCUGCUGCCGGUGGCGGCGACCGCCGGCUUCACCGGGGCCGCGCCUGCGGCAGCAGCAGCUGGUGGCGGGGAUGGCGGCCCAGGCGAGCUGCAGGAGGGGCAUGGGGGCCUGCAGCCGGCGCAGCAGCUGGGGGAGGCUGAUGGGCAGGAGCAGCAGCAGAAUGGGGGCACGAGCGGGCAGCAGCAGGCGGCGGGGAAGCCCCACUGCCUUGACCUUCCUGACGCCGCCGGCAACACCCCGCUGCACCUGGCCGCCGACACGGCGCAGCUGGAGGCGGCGCAGCUGCUGCUGGACUAUGGCGCCAGCCCAGACGUGCAGAACAGGCGGGUGUGGAGGGGCGGGAGCGGCGGCGGCGGCGGCAGCAGCAGCGCCUGCACGGACACGAGCCGGUAUGCCGCGGGGGGGUGGAGCGUGCGCGCCAGGGGCCUGGACUGCGCGGUGCCGGUGCCCUCCCUGCACCAGGCCCCGCUGCACGUGGCGGCGGAGGGCGGCGACCUGGGCAUGCUGCGCCUGCUGGCGGGGCGCGGCGCGCUGCUGGACCUGCGGGACACGAGCGGCUCCACGCCGCUGCACCUGGCCCUGGAGGCGCAGGACGAGCGUGCCGUGGAGCUGCUGCUGGGCGCGGGCGCCGACCCCACGCUGGGCAACCAGGCCAUGGGGGAGGGUGGCACGCCGCUGCACGUGGCAGCCGCCGCCGGCAGGGCCGGCAUCCUGCGCCUGCUGCUGGGCACGGGCAGGUUUGGGGGCGGCAGGGUCGACCAGGCGUGCGAGCAGGGGUGGGCGCCGCUGCAGCUGGCGGCGCGGCGAGGCAGCGCGGAGUGCGUGCAGCUGCUGCUGGAGCACGGAGCCGACAAGGGCGCGAUGAACGAGCAGGGCAAGACGGCACUGGAUAUUGCCAGGGUCAACAAGCGCGAGGCGGUGGCGGUGCUGCUGGCGGCUGGCGCAGAGGGGCAGCCAGCCGCGUGA